Messenger RNA from Epinephelus lanceolatus (giant grouper), 2694 nucleotides. Its product is annotated as somatomedin-B and thrombospondin type-1 domain-containing protein. NCBI's taxonomy places the organism in Eukaryota, Metazoa, Chordata, Actinopteri, Perciformes, Serranidae. The record is from RefSeq and is a predicted model, not a curated record.
ACGAGUUCAUAUUAAGACUUUGAAGUACUUUAACAGGACAGUACUUUAAACUUCUCUGGUGAAUAACCUCAGACAGGGAUAUCUCCUACAGUUUGUUGCACAGCGCAUCAACCGUGUUGACGUGCAUGUGUGCGCUCGGUCGUGAUGACAGUCAGCUCUGUCACGUUGCUUUGCCUCGGACUGUGUUUGUUCCUCGUUGGUCCGUGUCAGUGUGGCUGUCGGGAAACAGGUCUGUGCUGCACCGGCCGGGACCCGUCAUGCAUCAGCAAAGGAUGGAGGUCUGACCGCUCCUAUGGCACCUGCUACUGCGACCAGGCCUGUGUCCACACCCUGGACUGCUGCCACGACUAUGAGACAGCCUGCCCAGCGCUGUCGUGUGUGGUGAGCGAGUGGACGGAGUGGUCAGGCUGCGCCCAGCCCUGCAGGGCCACAGUCCGCAGGAGGAGCAGGACAAUCCUGCAGGAGGCGCUCAAUGCAGGCAAACCCUGUCCCCACCUGGAGGAGCACGCUGGAUGUGCAGAGUACUGGUCUCACCAAGGGAGCUGUAACAACCCACUGGUCCCAGCACUGAUUAUCACUGGUGGCUAUGGCAACGGCAGGAAGAAAAGAGACAUCCCUGACAGCAGCGACAUCAUAGGGUAUUGUGUCCAGUUUCAGUUGACCUCUCUCACAAAAGGAUGCCAGCAAAGUUCAGGCCCACACACCCAGUGGAUGCAGCACCUGAGGGAGGGGCACCGCGUGUGUGUUGAGUGCCAGCCACCUGCUCUCGCUGCUGGACAGACACACUGUGCCGGGGAUGGAGAGAAACACGACGAGGACAGAAAAGUGCAGUCUCUCCAGUGGCAGGCAGUGGGAAACCCUCGAUGCAGGGGUGUGUGGAGGCGAGUAGGGAGGCUGGAGGCCUGUUCCUGCCCAACAGCCCACAGCUUCCUCUUCAUCUAACCUCCUCCUCCUUCUCACUGUUUGCCUGCCUUCUGUACAUAUUUACUCAGACUCAUGUAUAAAGAGCAAUCUGCAAGAAUACAUAGAAACCAGCCAGAAUAAUAAGCACUGACCACUAAACCUGUUGUGUUAAAGAGUUCUGGUCAAUGGUCCAUUGUGCCUUCUUCCCCAGAUUUGUGAAACUACAUGUAAACAUUUUACUAAUAUGGCAACCCAUGCUCACUCCCAGUUCGUCAAAUACACUUGGUCAGUGGCCCAACACCUCAAAAUAUGACGCUCUAGGUAGGCUACACCUCCUAUGAACGCUCAGGGACGGCAUCUUUUCAAAAUAAACAGUCUCUUGGUUGAAAGCACAGACGUUGUUUGACCCACUCUAUGCUGAAUUUCUUGCUCUUUUUACUACAGCAGUUGCUUAGAAUGUUAAAAACUGCCACCACCCAAUGCAUAUAGUACUGCUGCUAGAGGGUGCCUCGGUACAUCAGCGUCUGAUGCUGAGGGCCACUGACCAAGCCUCGGCAUUUGACGAGCUGGGAGUGACACUGGGUGGAAUGUGGCUGAAUGUGUGCCAAUGGAAAUUCCUAUAUCUUAAGCAAGAUUUAUACUUGUGCAUCACCUCUAUGCAGAGCCUGAAAUGGUUUCAGAUUACAAAAAUAGACAGAUGGUCUGCGUCACCGUGACCUGUAGUUACAUUCCUGGCUCUUCAGCCUAUGGCCACAGGCUACGUCGACGCAGAGCCUUCGCUCUAGGUACAUCAUGGAUUCAACACAGAAGUAUAAAUCCCGCUUUAGCCAGAAUAUAAUAAUUUUUUGUUGUCUUUACUGCACAACAAAAACACUAAUGAUACAUUUUCCUAAUUUGGUUUGCAUUGAAAACUGCAAAUUACCAGUAAAAUGAAAGUCAGAAAUUCCUGAUCAAAAUGUAAAGUGAUCUGAUUUAUUUCAUUUAGUCAUCCAAGGGAAAUGUUGCUUUUCUUAAGAAAUAGAAAUAUCUUAGGACAUUGAGACACUUUUUUUUUUUUUUACAUGACAAGUACUGGCUCUGUGUGAAUCACAACCAGUCACAACGCCGAAGUUACAACAUGCACUGAACAAUAGAACAUUAAUACAGAAACAACAGCAUAGAAAGUCAACAAGUAAAAAUGUGUUUGUUUUUUGAUUUUUUUUGUACAAAACAGACAGCCUCGGGACCUACAAACAACAUUGUAUAAGAGCUGGCUAAGGUCAUUCAAAUAUCUUUUUUUCAAUUCCCUGGAAACAGUGUACUUUACAAAGACUGAUGGCUUAGGCAAGGUUGGGGUCAAUUCCACUGAGAGCUGAAAAUGUAGAAAAAAUAUAAUUUGGGUUUUUAAUUUGUACUAGGUUUUAAUUGUGUCAUGCUCUAAUACUGGUUCCUUCUAUAGUGUCAUGUGUGAUGCGUGUUUUACUCCAUCAAGGCAUCCUGAAUCGACCCCAACCCUGUAAUACAGUGUUAGAUUCAGAGGAUGUGGAACUGGGCUACUUGCUAAAGCAGGGGUUCUCACUGGGUUUUGGAAACUACCACAUGUCCUUGAAAAGGGUCCUAUGGGGUUCUAACAAAAAAGGAAAAAAAUACUUGAACCUCUUUACAGUUAAAUUUAGAAGCUAGGGCAACAGCCGAAUUCUAUUUUAGGUUUCAACUAAAUGCAUUUACUGUACAGCUGGGAGUCCUGUGAUGGAAAAGUGUGAGAAUCUGUGCUCUUCAUCUUAGUGUGUCAAUAAAUGAGAAAUAAAACAA